Molecule: messenger RNA, 1179 nt
Organism: Dibothriocephalus latus
Lineage: Eukaryota; Metazoa; Platyhelminthes; Cestoda; Diphyllobothriidea; Diphyllobothriidae
Source: the annotation of a GenBank genome assembly
CGUUACUGCCUUGGGGGUGUUCUCCGUCUCAGUAACAAGGUCACGUUCACUGACGUGCAGGUUCGUGGGUGUUGCAUUUUUCGACCGCAACAUGACUUCUCCCCGGACAGUUGUGAGCUACGACUGGUGAACCUCAAUUACACCGCCGCCAGUUAUGCAGUUGCUGCACGUCCUAGCUCGGUCAGGCAGCUCCGCACACCGCGCCAGGAAUCCUCCAACUUCACUGCUUUCAUGCGCGCCUGCGCAGACGCCCACUUUGAAAAGUCGUUUUCGCGAUCAUUUAUUUCCACUCCGGUUGUCAAACCGAGUCCAAUUACUGCAUCCCGCACGAUAUCUGCCUCAACGCCCAUUCAGAGACGCGGUGGAAACCUCCAGGCUCCAAGUUCUGCUACCACCGCUGUGAGGAGUCUCUCUACCCUCCUCCGUGGGGACUUAGUGUCUGCAGCUUCGGCUGCCACACCCUGCAAGUUACUGGCCCCUGAGACUACCCCCAGUUCCGUCUCCGUUACUCCGAAGCCCUUUCGAACACGUACCGGGCUAUCGAGACCCCGUAGCUCGUGCCAGACUCUGCCACUAACUCCCUGCUCCGCUGCGUCCGCACUCUCGAUGGCGACUCCGGCUGGUUCGGCUUCUAGGCGAACUCGUCUGAGAGCUUCGCAGGAGGCUGUGGAAUCCAUUCCUCCCACUGUGAUGUCUCCCGGCCCUGCGAACAAGGAGCCAGUUGAGCAGACUCCAGUUAGACGUGCUACCAAGCAGCAAGAGGCACCAGCAUCCCCGCCCAGUCAGUCCUCGCCUUCCUUCCUGGGUUCCAGUUUCACUGUUGAGGCUCUGGAUGACCUGAAUUUUCCUGCCUUCUCAUCAUCCUCCUUACUCGUGUUCGUUGUAACACUUUGUCUCCCGGUGGUAGCUGUGACGUCUGCCUGCACCCGUUUCGUAGACCGGCAACGCAGAUCCCAAAAGAGGACACCAGCAAAGAGCCUCUUUGAGUCAACAGCCGCGAAUUUGCAUUUUCUCCUCAAACACAACCUCUCUCUCCCCAUCGCCCAUCUCCUAUGUGCGCGUCCCCGCUCCCCCGUCGCGAACCCGUCGAACAGCCUCGUGGCGGCAGUGCUGCGCAAAGAGCAGCAGCUGCAGAUGAAGGCCAGCGUUCUCACGCUUCUGCGGCCCUUCAAUCGCUAA